Molecule: messenger RNA, 431 nt
Organism: Cotesia congregata
Lineage: Eukaryota; Metazoa; Arthropoda; Insecta; Hymenoptera; Braconidae
Source: the annotation of a GenBank genome assembly
GUACCGGUAUUCUUUUUUAUCUGUUUUAUUAAUUAUUGCUUUGUGGUUGGUAGCUUUUUUGUUCCAAGAUGAGAACCUUUAUUGUUAUUGCACUAUUCGCAGUGUGUAUCGUAGCGCUCUGCAAUGAAGCCUCUGCUUCCCCAGCAGACGACAAAACGAAAGAAAUGAAGCCAGGAUCGACGACGCCGAAGAGCGUAAAAGACGCCCAGAAGAAAGACGAAAAAUCGAAAACAUUCAAGAAAGAGUGUGUGAAAAACUGCCCGACGACUUUUGAGCCCGUGUGCGCACACGACCCCGCUAACCCCAACUUCAAGCCUCGUACUCUCGCCAAUCAAUGUACUAUGGAUACCGUCGCCUGCGAAAUGGGACUUAAACUCGCGGUCAAAAACAAGGGUGAAUGUCCUGGCUCAGGUGGCGUCCGAUUAUCUUAA